Messenger RNA from Zingiber officinale, 1306 nucleotides. Its product is annotated as cytochrome c1-2, heme protein, mitochondrial-like. The transcript has 8 exons. Gene Ontology annotation, molecular function: electron transfer activity; heme binding. Bases 139 to 1068 code for a protein of 309 amino acids. Lineage: Eukaryota; Viridiplantae; Streptophyta; Magnoliopsida; Zingiberales; Zingiberaceae. Gene Ontology annotation, biological process: mitochondrial electron transport, ubiquinol to cytochrome c. The record is from RefSeq and is a predicted model, not a curated record.
UUUCCUCCGAUCAUUAAGCCGCAUAGGGCACGGACAAGGUCACGCACUCCGACUGAUCUCUAUUGCCCUAUUUCUCCGCUCCCAAAUCGCCGGUUUCUCCCUGCCGAGGCUCCCACAGAACUUUCCGUGAACCACUCAAUGGCUGCUGGAACUGGAAGAGGCAUCAGCCAGCUCUUGAGAAAGGGCCUUCAGUUCCACUCAACAAUUCCUGCUUUGGUGUCAUCACACAAGCAGGAAGAGAUUGUGGGCUCAGCUGGCAUGAAAUCACUGAAAGCUUUUGCAUUACUUGGAGUUGGGAUUACUGGAGCUUUAAGCUUUGCAUCCUUGGCAUCUGCCGAUGAAGCUGAGCAUGGUUUAUCAGCACCAAAUUAUCCAUGGCCUCAUAAGGGCAUCCUGAGUUCAUAUGAUCAUGCAUCGAUUCGGCGGGGUCACCAAGUUUAUCAACAAGUCUGUGCUUCUUGCCAUUCUAUGUCUCUGGUGUCAUAUCGAGAUCUUGUUGGUGUGGCGUACACAGAAGAGGAGACCAAAGCAAUGGCUGCCGAAAUUGAGGUUGUUGAUGGCCCCAAUGAUGAAGGGGAAAUGUUCACUCGUCCUGGCAAAUUAAGCGAUCGGUUUCCUCAGCCAUACUCAAAUGAACAAGCGGCAAGGUUUGCAAAUGGAGGGGCAUAUCCUCCAGAUUUGAGUCUGAUUACAAAGGCACGACACAAUGGACAGAACUAUGCAUUCGCUCUUCUCACUGGUUAUCGCGAUCCUCCUGCUGGUGUUUCGAUUCGCGAGGGGCUCCACUACAAUCCUUAUUUCCCUGGCGGUGCUAUAGCCAUGCCGAAAAUGCUCAUCGACGGUGCUGUCGAGUAUGAGGAUGGUACUCCUGCAACUGAAUCUCAGAUGGGUAAGGAUGUCGUAACAUUCUUAUCUUGGGCGGCCGAACCUGAGAUGGAGGAGAGGAAACUGAUGGGAUUCAAAUGGAUUUUUGUACUCUCACUUGCACUUCUCCAAGCUGCAUACUACCGGCGGUUGAAGUGGUCCGUUUUCAAGUCGCGGAAGUUGGUCGUGGAUGCCGUCAACUGAUCCUAAAUUUCGAAUUUCAUUUUGCGGGAAACUGGGAAUAAUGUCAAUGGACAAUGUACAUUACCAGAUAGAGCCUAAAGCAUUUUUUUCGUUCCUUCUCGAUGUGAGAGAAGUAUGUUCUUCUCAACUUAAUUUUUUGUUCGAUUCGUCAAGGUCUGCAAUGACUUUAGACAGAUGGUAUUUUAUUUCAAACAUCAUAUUUUUUUUGCGAGAAAGUAUCUCUUUGUGAUUGAAAAGA